GUGAUAAAUAAAUCCCACCCGACGAAAUUCCCAUCUGUUGUGCAGAAGCGUUCGUACUGACCGCCACGAUGGUGACUUUAAGUGCUCUAGUGGUACUAUUUUUAAGUGCAACCUGUUUAAGUUCGAAGGUUAGGAAUCCCGUGGUUACAACCCCAUUGGGUAGAGUCUGCGGCCAGUACAAGACGUCCUUUGGCCAGAGAAGAUUUGCAGCUUUUGAGGGCAUUCCGUAUGCAAAACCACCUGUUGGUCAACGACGCUUUGAGGCCCCUGAACCCAUCGAAAAAUGGCACGAUGUAUGGAAUGCAACCCGUCCUCGAGAGUGUGCCCAAAUUCACUCCCUUUACCAAUUAACAUCGAUGUCGGGCGAAGAAGAUUGUCUAUACGUCAAUGUUUACGUCCCCCGCACCCAUAUAAACCCCAUCGAGAACCUAAACGUAAUCGUGGACAUCCAUGGUGGUGGGUUCAUGGCCUUAAGUGGCCACAUCUACGCCGGCCCUGGCUACAUAAUGGACCACGACGUCAUUUUCGUCACGUUUAAUUAUCGUCUAGGUCUUUUGGGCUUCCUGAGUACUGAAGACGACGUUCUCCCUGGCAACAACGGCUUGAAAGAUCAAGUACUAGCUUUGAAAUGGGUACAAAGGAAUAUUAGGAGUUUUGGUGGUAACCCAGGGUCGGUUACGCUAACUGGAGCCUCAGCUGGGGGUGUUAGCGUCCAGUUGCACUACUUAUCACCCAUGAGCACCGGUCUGUUCCAUCGUGGUUUCUCACAAAGUGGGUGUGCCUUAAAUCCGUACGUUCUACAAGGGGGGGCGCUAGACAAAGCUAAAACUAUAGCACUGGCUGUGGGGUGUCCGCAAACCCCCACCACGGAACUGAAAAAAUGUUUGAAAGAAAAACCGUACCAACAGUUGUUAAAUCAAACUCUGUUGUUCACUGGGUAUGGGUUUCAUCCACUAGUUGUGUUCAGUCCGGUUGUUGAAAGAGGAGCAAACGCGUUCCUUCCGGAAAAACCGAGACAAUUAUUGUCGAAGAAACAUGUACAAGAUUUGCCCUGGAUGGCGUCCUUCGUGGAACACGACGGAUAUGCGAAUAUUGCAGAAUUCAGAAAUAACACAGCGACUAUCAACCAGAACUGGGACCAAGCGUUGCCGUUUGUGUUCUUUUACAACUACACAGUUGCGCCAGAAAACUGGGGUCAAGUUGCUAAAAAAAUCAAAGACUUUUAUUUUGGGGAAAAUACAGACCUUACUGAUCGGAAUUUCAACGACUUCAUCAGGUUUUCGACAGACAGAAUGACAGUUCGUGAUACUGUAAGGAGUGUUGAAUUGCAGGCCGCAGCUACUAGAUCUCCCGUCUAUCUCUAUGACUUGAGUUAUACUGGGGAAAAUGAAAUUAUCGCCCACGCCGAAGAUCUUCAGUAUUUUUACUACGUCGAGAGCGAGAAACCUCUAACUCAAGAUCAACUUAAAGUGAAAGAUCUCUUGGUAAACAUGUUGGUUUCGUAUGCCAAAACGGGCACACCUCGUAUAAAUGGAGUUACUUGGAAACCAGUCAAGUCUCAUCGUUUAAAUUAUCUAAAUAUUUCUGGUUACGACGUCGAAGAUAUUCAGCUACAAACUAAUAACAACUUGGGGAAUCAGAAUUUUUGGAACUCGUUGGAAUUGUUACAGAACGAGUGACAUCCACAGGCCAUAUCUUGACAUUGUUGGUUGCUAUGUACACAUACAUUAUUUUUAGAUAAGCUAGUACUCGACACACUUUACAGGUGUCCCAGAUAAAAAUCAGACGUUUUAUCAUGUUAUAUAAUUUAAAUUUCUUAGGAUUAUCAUUGCUUGUAAUAUUUCUUGUAAAUGGAAGUUGCUAAAAAAAUAAAAUUGAUCUUUUUUUUUUCAAAA
Molecule: messenger RNA, 1895 nt
Organism: Zophobas morio
Lineage: Eukaryota; Metazoa; Arthropoda; Insecta; Coleoptera; Tenebrionidae
Product: venom carboxylesterase-6-like
Exons: 6
Coding region: 69-1679 (536 amino acids)
Source: RefSeq, a predicted model, not a curated record